GUGGAGGCCGCCGAAGACCUGGGGCAAGCAGAGGCAGCAAUGGUUGGUCCUGACGGUGGCUGAGCCCCCAGCCCCUGGAAUAUGCAGCCCGGGGGAGCCCCAGGCAGCGGCAAGGACGCGGUGGCGGAGUGGGGCGGGAGGCAUGGUCUCCACCUACCGGGUGGCUGUGCUGGGGGCGCGAGGCGUGGGCAAGAGUGCCAUCGUGCGCCAGUUCUUGUACAACGAGUUCAGCGAGGUCUGUGUGCCCACCACCGCCCGCCGCCUCUACCUGCCUGCUGUCGUCAUGAACGGCCAUGUGCACGACCUCCAGAUCCUCGACUUCCCGCCCAUCAGCACCUUCCCUGUCAACACACUGCAGGAAUGGGCAGACGCCUGCUGCAGAGGACUCCGGAGCGUCCACGCCUACAUCCUGGUCUACGACAUCUGCUGCUUUGACAGCUUUGAGUACGUCAAGACCAUCCGCCAGCAGAUCCUGGAAACAAGGGUGAUCGGCACCUCGGAGACGCCCAUCAUCAUCGUGGGCAACAAGCGGGACCUGCAGCGCGGACGCGUGAUCCCACGCUGGAACGUGUCGCACCUGGUGCGCAAGACCUGGAAGUGCGGCUACGUGGAGUGCUCGGCCAAGUACAACUGGCACAUCCUGCUGCUCUUCAGCGAGCUGCUCAAGAGCGUCGGCUGCGCGCGGUGCAAGCACGUGCACGCCGCCCUGCGCUUCCAGGGCGCGCUGCGCCGCAACCGCUGCGCCAUCAAGUGACGCCGCCCGGCCGGGUGGCUGCAGCCCCGCGCCGGCCCGGGGGCGGGCAGGGCGUGAUCAGGUGGCGUCCCGGGGGGCUGCGGAGCUGGGCGGGCGGGCGGUGGGCAGGGAGAGGACUGCGACAGCCCGGCCCGAGGCGCCCCCACAGCACGCACCUCCCCGCGAGACGCCCAGCGCGAGAGGGCGCUUCCCCCUAACUGCUCAGUCCUCCGCGCUCCCCCAUUUGUCUUCCCGGGACAGGCGCCUUCUGCGCUGUAGCUAGUGCAGUGCCGGGCCGGAAGGGGCGCCACGGCCUUUGGGGAUAGGGGGUGAGCGUGUGCAAUGCAGGGUGGGGGCGGGGAGGUGCUGCCUUGGCCGGGCCCCCACCUGUCUUCUCCAGAAUGUGUCUGUCUUUGCCCGGUGUCUUCCAUUCCCUGGUCUGUCCGCCCGAGCGUCCGUGGGUCCUUCCCUGUCUUAUCCCCUCUCCGGUCCCUUCUCUUCCCCCAGCUCCGCUCACAGGGCUCUCAUUUCGUCCAUCCCCUAGUCGCAGAUCCUGGCAGCUUCUUUGUGAGGCCAGGCCUUCUGACCGUCAGCACCACCGGCACAGGACAGAGAGAUGUGGGUGGCCCAAAGGCCACGAUCAAGGGGUCCGGGGGUUGAGGUCCCAGAUCAGUCAGGGGGAGAAGACUGAGCUCUCCUACUUCCAGGGAGACCUCCCCGCCCAGCAGCCCCCAGAGACACAACAACCUACCUUCCAGCCUUAACUCGAUGGUCCGUCCCUGCCAGGUGCCCGUCACUCUCUUCCUGACCCCAAAACCAGAUCACCCCCUGGGUUAAAACUUUUUUUUUUUGGAACAGUGUAGAGAGAGAGUCUCCCAAAGGAUCCAUUCUUUUCUAUGAUGCCAGGUUCCAGUCCUCUGUUCCCUAGUGCAUCCUGCAAUCUGGUCUGCCAGGUUAGGGGAUGUUGGGUUCUGGGGACUGGUGGUGGACAGGAUGGUGCCCAGGAGGGAGUCAGGUUGUGCCAGUGAAGAUUUAUCUCUUCAUCUCACCCCCAUCCGACUCCCCCAGACUCUGCCUGCCUCAGAUCUCAGAUUACCCUGAUUAAUCUGGGGAGGAACAGAACCAGGAAAAAAGUUAUAGGGACUCCUGUGCUUGGGGAAGAUACGCCUGCAUCCUCACCCACAGAUGGAGGCCCUCAGGAUCUGACACUCCCUUGUCCCAACACCGGUCGGCCCUAAGCCCUAACUCACUCCACCCCAUUUUCUCCGGCUGCCUGGCCGGGUUUCUACCUCUCGUCACCGGAGCUGAUCACUGUCAGUUUUGUACCGAUUUAGAAAUAACAAUAAUAAUGAAGCUUCUAGGAAUGACCUGAGGGAUUGCUGGGGGACUUGGAGGGAGGGAAAGUGGUGCCCUGUCUCCUGUCCCCUGGCCAAAGAAAGUUUUCCUUGAGGCUGAGUCCUCAGCCUUGGUCUGGUGGGAGGAUAUCAAGGUCCCUUGUUGUAAGAGGGGCAGCGAGGACAACUCAGUGUUGACCAAGUGAGCCAGGACUGCAGCUCAUAGACCAGGAAAUCAGGGAACCCAGAGUGGUGAUGGACAGGAGUGCGGGGGAAGGGGAGUUUACCAUCGAUAUCCAGUGUGGAGGGAAUCUGAUUCUCUCCUCUGCUUCCCCAGCUGAUUUCCACUCCAUCCAUCCAGUGGGGGUAGCACAGCCCUACAGUGACUGCCCUGACCUUGGGCUGUCCCUGCUGUGCUGCAGGACUUAGGGCAAGUGACCUGCCCUCUCUGAGCCUCCCUCUGAAACAGAGGAGGUGGCUCCCCUUCCGCAUACUUCAGAGUGGCUGGGAGGGUGAGGAAGAGGGCCUGCCCCUUUUGUCUCCUGCACCCCCACCCCCUGGUUCACCAGGGGCACGGGGCAAGGGAUGGCGUCAUCUCACUUGCCCCAUCACCCCCCGCUGAGGCACCUGAGGUGGGGGGGUACCCAGGCCUCUGGCUGCCCUCUGUGGGAGCCGUUGGAAUGUAUUGCCUGACAGGCCCCCCUCCACCCUCUGCCUCACUCCAGGUCUUGAAUUUCAGGUCCCUCCACCCCCAUUCUGAGUCUUUGUUCUUCCCUCCCCCCCCCCAGGGUUUCCCACCACAGGGUCUGGAAGUGUGUGUGACGCCCAUUGAGCUGUUAUCAGAAGUCAGAUUAAAAAUCAGGGAGUGUUUUCCCUCGUUUCUGUA
Molecule: messenger RNA, 2953 nt
Organism: Carlito syrichta (Philippine tarsier)
Lineage: Eukaryota; Metazoa; Chordata; Mammalia; Primates; Tarsiidae
Gene: RASL10B
Product: RAS like family 10 member B
Exons: 3
Coding region: 143-754 (203 amino acids)
Molecular function (GO): GTP binding; GTPase activity
Source: RefSeq, a predicted model, not a curated record